CUUAAGAACUUCAUGGAUUAUAGGAUCUUCAACAUACAGUGUGUCAACACAAGUUUGUUGCAACAAAUUUCUAUCAGUCUUUAAAGUCAAUUCUCGGAAAGUAAUUAUUAGUAAUGGCAUCUAAUACAAAUCAUGAUGAUCAUAUAGGGGAACCAACUAAACAACGUGGAGUUUUGAAAAAAGGAGUAAGGAUUGAUUGUAAUGGAGAAAAUGUUCCUGAAACCAUUAAAAACAGCACCUAUCUCAAUGUACCUGAUGUUAUAUCAAGAGCCCGGGGUAAUCUAAAAUUACCUGAUUCUAAAGAGCCUGAUAUUAUUAGUUCCAGUUCAUGCUCAAGUGAAAAUUCCACAUCCAGAAAAGCUGGUAGCAGCAAUCUUUCAGUUAGCUCUUUCAGUAGCAGCUCCUGUAGCAGUGAUAGACCUGCACACUUAAACAGCUAUCAAAAAAAUUUAAGUUCUAGUUCUGAUAUUGAUGAGAAUAAAAACCUUAGGCUUAUAAAAAUUACAAAGCCUUUAGUUAGUCAAAGCAGCACAGGUGACAAUGAGGUUUUUGAAUACUUUCCUAUGAAUAGACAUGGCCAAAUGGAUCUAAUCAGUUUAGCAGAGGAAGAGAAAACCCUACCUGUUUCAAAUUGUGGUAGUGUGUUAGGUGCAUUCUCUGAAAAAAUGUACCCAAAAAUAACAAGUGAAGAAUGGAGGAAAAAUAACCCUGAUGAGUUGAAUGAAGAUAAUCAGAAAAAUAUGAAUGAGCUAAAGUUAGUAGAUGUAGAAAAUGACUAUAAGCCUAAACAUAAAAUCAGUUCUGGACUUCCGUUGAACAAUGCCACUGGAGCAGUAAGCAGAGAGAGAACUAUUGCACCACAUGUCUCUGACCCUCUUUCAUCCAGUAGCUUACAAUCUUCCCUAAAGUUUGCCUCUAGCAAGAGUGAACUUCAAACAUUUCCUCCACUAGUUUUAUCAAACAACAAUUUUGGGCAAAGCUCAACAAAUAUCUCAUAUCUAAGAAGCUCAAAUGGCCCUAAGUACAAUUGCAACUCAAGCCAGUCAACCAGCAGCUUCUAUGUUGCUUCAAGUGUUGAACAUAGGCUUCAACAGCAGCAAGAAACAAAUCUUGGUUAUCUGCUUCUACAUCCAAGUUCAUCAUUAGGAUCAAGUUGUUCACAGGAAAUUAGAAGUUCUUUCUUGAAUCUUAACAUUCAGGACCAUAGUCAAAAUCAUCUUUUCCCAAAAAACACUGAAUCCAUAUUUGAGGAUUCACAGUCUUAUAGUGUGUGCAGCUGUUUACAAAGCACAUGCCUUUUACACCAGUUUGAAAUGACUGCUCGCUGUGAUGAAAAAGAGUGUGACAAUGUCAUUUGUCAUCAGAUUAAAAAAUCAAUUGAAAGUCUUCAAAGCCCAGAUUUACACAUGAAAGAUUUAAGCAUUGAUCAGAAAUCUUUGCUCCAAGAAAUACAUAAUCACCAUCAGCAUUGUUCUCUUCCCAAGUGCUCACUAAGGGGCUGUGACUUCUCUGUAAACAAUUCAUCGGAUACAACUGAUGUGCUGAGUUUAACUAAAAGAAAGUUGGAGAAUUAUGCUGAUUGUUAUUAUCUUCCUUCUGCAAACAAAAAUGACUUUUUGCAGUUUUUUCCCCAACCACCUAAAAAGGAAGUUUUAGAAGAGGGGGCAGAUUGGAGGAGAUUGUGCAUGCUGGGAAAUUCCAGUCGAGCUUUUCUGGCAACACCACUGCCAGCACCAAACACUCAAUACUGGGUCAUAAAAAAGGUUCCUUUUCCUGAAGAUGAAAAAGAAAGUUUGUGGGAGAUAUACUAUACACUAGGGAAGAUUGGACAUGAAAAUAUUGUUACAAUAUUAUGGGCAGCCAAGUUCAGUGACCAUUACCAGAUAUGUUCUGUCUAUGAAGGUCAUUCUUUAAGGGAAGCUCUUUUAGAGGUACAGCACAGACAUCUUGAUUCUUCAGUCAUCUGCUACAUAAUGUUGCAACUCAUGCUGGCUACAAAGUUCUUACAUGACAAUGGGAUACUUUUCCUCAAUUGGACAAGCAGUAACAUUAUCAGGACUGGAACAGAUGAAAGCUUUCAAGUCAAGCUCUGCAACUUUUCAUCUUCAGCCAUGGAGAGUUCUUAUGACUCAGGGUUUCUUCGUCUCACAUUACCUAUUCAAGUACAGGCCCCUGAGCUUUGUCUACAUAACAACAUUAAGCAAGCUAGUGAUGUCUGGGGUCUAGGAUGCCUUUUCUAUGAGCUGGUCACUGGUCACUUAGUGUGGCAUGAAGACAGACAUGAACCUAUUGAAAAGCUCUUACUCAAAAUGAAGACACGGUUCCAGCAUCCCCCAGUAGAAGCUGAACCAUCAUUUCACACAGAAAACCUAAACCCAAACGUUACAGAGAUUUUGACUAGUUGCUGGAAGGUUGAUCCAGAAGAAAGAAGUGAUUUGAAUGAAUUAGGGAUUAACAUAUUGGCGUACCACUUACAUUCUACACAAGUACAUAACUCCUUGCCAAGCUUACCUUCACUAUUCACUAAGUUUUUGAAGCCUAAGUAAUUAAAAUUGUUUCUGCUUUAGGCAUUUGAUGAGGUCUAUUAUAAAAAUGGUUACGAUCAUUUCCAAAGAUAUUGUAUGGUACAGUAUCUCUAAAAUUAAAUGUUACUGUUAAGUUUACACUUUUAACCAACUUUGGAAGCAGUUUUUGAUAAAAGUUGAUACUUCAACAUGUUUUAUUAAGCAUUUUUAAAAAACUUCUCUCAAGGGUCAUCCAUAAAAUGAUGUCAGGCUUUUUUGAUAAUCUCCCUUCCCAAGUGACCUCGCUUGUCAUUGUCCCCACCCUUUCUGAGAAUUUAAUUUUCUUUGUUUUAAUAAUUUACUAAAAUAUUAAUUGAAUUAUUUCCCUGUAAUUAAUGUAUAUAGUCAACAAAUAUUAAAAUAGUAAAACUAUUGUUAACAGGCUGCUAUUUUAGUUGAUUUUGUCUGAAGCAUUGCUAAUUGCUAACACUAAUUAUUGAAACAUUAUUGUUCAUUUUUACCAAAAAAACUAUAACAUAAAAGUGAAAUUACUGCUAAAAUUUAGAUUGAAAGAUGUACUUUUUAAAAUGACUUCAGACAUACUUGCUGUUCACCUUGACAAACAUGGUUGCAGUAGUCUGAACCCUCCCCUCCCAAUUGGGAGUGUGACAACCUCUUAACAUUUAUGGACAACUAAUCUUCAAUUUUCUCUAUAUAUUUUUUUGAAUAUCUCUUCCAGUGAUUAUUAAUAUUUUACAAAAAAAUUUAAGAUCAGUUUUAUUUUCAAAUGAGUUUUAUAAUAAUAAACAAUUGAAGUUUAAUCUGAUUUAGAAGUAAAUGUAUUUUUAUUGUAAAUAUUCCUUUGAUAUUAACUUCAUAUUUUUACUUGUACAAAUAUUAUAAUUUAUACCAACAACAUAAUUUGUUUCAUGUUGAAAGUUAUUACUUUUAUAUUUUAAUCAUGUUACAAAUCUAUGAGAACUAUAAGUAUUAUGAAAAUAUUUUGUCUAAAUUGCCUAUUGACUGCAAAAAUUAAAUGGGCAUCUAUUAAAUUCAUUGUAUCAUUUCUGCUAUUUGAUAUAUGAUACAGAAACUUUUAUGUGAUAUAAUCUGUUUAGAGUUAUUUUAAAGAUCUGUUUAUGCUGCUGUAGUGAAUGGAUGAUCAACCUUUGACCCCUGUGUCCAAACAGAAAAAAUUAUUCACUAGGCUACAGCCACCCAGUAUAAAUUUGUUCUCGGAAAUAUGUUUUAAAACAACAUUUGUAUAUAUGUAGAACUAGAAUAUUGUAUCUCUCAUACAUCAGCAAUAGUGGUAGAGUGCUAGCACACUGUAGAAUGUCCCCAAGUUCAACAAGCUAUGAUGUGUACCUAACUCACAUAACGUAAAGUAAAGGCAGCUUGGCAUAGUGCUGACCACACUAUUCCUUCAUAUGCCGAGGUCACAGAAACGGGUGAACUCUACUUCACUUGACCCAUGGACCGCCAGCUUUGAAAAGGGGAACCUUACUUAAUCACUACAUCAACAAAACCUAAUGAGCUUAUACAGCUAUAGAACAUAAGGUGUUUUUUCCAUUUACAGCUCUUAUUUGCAUUUACUAGUGAGUACUUAAAAACAUUACCUCUGUUACUUAAUGACUGACUAAAACUUUGUCCGCAAUUAUUUUCAUUAUGUCCAUUGCUGUCCAUACAUUCCAUUCCAUUAUCUGCCCUUCAGACCAUGGUACUUAUAUCUUUGCCUGUUAUACUUUGUUAUAAAACUUUUAUCUUUAUUUAUGUGAAUCUUUUAAUUUUGGUGGUGGUUCAGUUGAUAUUAUCUUUUAUUUUUUAUAAAUAGUCACUGGCUGGCUCAUGUAUAUGUUUAUUUGUUCGUAGUUUGUCCCAAUCAAGAAGAGGAAUGUGUUAGUAUAUGGAUACUGUUAGAAGUACAGUAGCAGACUUUUUUAACCUGAUCAAAGAAGGUUGUUAUGUAAAGAGACUAAAUGAUAAAAAUAUUUUAUUG
This is a messenger RNA of Physella acuta, 4503 nucleotides long. RefSeq lists its product as uncharacterized. Gene Ontology annotation, cellular component: cytoplasm. The record is from RefSeq and is a predicted model, not a curated record. Gene Ontology annotation, molecular function: ATP binding; protein serine/threonine kinase activity. NCBI's taxonomy places the organism in Eukaryota, Metazoa, Mollusca, Gastropoda, Physidae. Gene Ontology annotation, biological process: protein phosphorylation.